CUUGAACUGCGAGAAGCGAAUCUUCGAAGUCGUCAAUUCUUCUGAUCAUCCGUUCCUUGUGAAUAUGUUUGCCUGUUUUCAGACACCUCAUCAUGCUUGUUUUGUGAUGGAAUAUACCCCAGGUGGUGAUCUUAUGAUGCGCAUACAUGAAGAUAUCUUUCCAGAGCACAUGGCUCGGUUUUAUACGGCCUGCGUAGUCUUGGGACUCCAGUUCUUGCAUGGGAAGAAAAUUGUUUAUAGGGAUUUGAAAUUAGAUAAUCUACUCCUGGAUGCUGAUGGCUUUGUGAAAAUUGCAGAUUUUGGACUGUGUAAGGAAGGAAUGGGUUUUGGAGACCAUACAAACACCUUCUGUGGCACUCCGGAAUUCUUGGCUCCAGAAGUCCUGACAGACGUCUCGUACACCCGUGCAGUAGACUGGUGGGGAUUGGGUGUACUCAUUUAUGAGAUGCUUGUUGGUGAGUCACCAUUCCCUGGAGAUGAUGAGGAAGAAGUCUUUGACAGUAUUGUCAAUGAUGAAGUCCGGUACCCGCGUUUCCUUUCGUCUGAGGCACUUUCUAUAAUCCGCAAG
Molecule: messenger RNA, 568 nt
Organism: Tinamus guttatus (white-throated tinamou)
Lineage: Eukaryota; Metazoa; Chordata; Aves; Tinamiformes; Tinamidae
Source: RefSeq, a predicted model, not a curated record